GCUGAAGGUGGCGAUAGCUGCUGGCAGUGCUGCAAAGGCAAUAUUCAAGCCAGCUCUCCUCUGCCGUCCUUGGGAGGUUCUGGCUGCCCAUGAGGCCCCCCGAAGGAGCAUUUCCUCAGUAAGUACCUGCCUUGGGUGUGUGCAUGAGACUAUGUGUAUUAGGUGUACAUGUAUCCAUGCACACAUGCCUUAUGUCUUUGCUCCCUGGCCUUCCUGUCCUUCCCUCCAAGGCAUGGUCUCCAGAGGUUACUCACACCUCCCCUUUCUCUGAGUUGUGUUAGACAGUGUCCCCAGGGAAAAUAUCCCAGUUCCCUAGUCACAGCCUUGUUCCUCCAACCUUGGCUGAUCCAUGUCUUCUUCCUUUCUGUCUUCCCUCUAGCAACAAACAAUUGUGAGUAUUCUCUGUAUUAGAUUUGAGGGGCUCUUAGUUGCUUUGGGGUUAAUCCAAAUCCAGGUGGGCUUGAGGGGGUGGUGGAUGCUGAUCAGGAGCCUCGGGACAGCAACUCUGCCUUGGCUGGCCUGUGGAUUGGUGCUGGUGGGAAGAAGGGAACUGACUCAAGCCAGGGUGCACAUUGGGGUAUCCAAGGGCUUACCUUCACCAUUUCCCUUCUUCCAGCCUCCGUCUGCUAAGUAUGGUGGGCGGCAUACAGUGACUAUGAUUCCAGGGGAUGGCAUCGGCCCGGAGCUCAUGUUGCAUGUUAAGUCGGUAUUCAGGCAUGCAUGUGUGCCAGUGGACUUCGAAGAGGUGCAUGUAAGCUCCAACGCUGAUGAGGAGGACAUCCCACAAUGCCAUCAUGGCCAUCCGCGGAACCGUGUGGCUCUAAAGGGCAACAUCGAAACAAAUCAUAACCUGCCACCAUCCCACAAAUCCCGGAACAACAUCCUUCGUACCAGCCUAGACCUCUAUGCCAACGUCAUCCACUGUAAGAGUCUGCCAGGAGUGGUGACCCGGCACAAGGACAUAGACAUCCUCAUUGUGCGGGAAAACACAGAAGGCGAGUACAGCAGCCUGGAGCAUGAGAGUGUAGCAGGAGUGGUGGAGAGCUUGAAGAUUAUCACCAAAGCCAAGUCCCUGCGCAUUGCUGAAUAUGCUUUCAAGCUGGCCCAGGAGAGUGGGCGUAAGAAAGUGACGGCUGUGCACAAGGCCAACAUCAUGAAACUGGGUGAUGGACUCUUCCUCCAGUGUUGCAGGGAAGUGGCAGCCCGCUACCCUCAGAUCACCUUUGAUAGCAUGAUUGUGGACAACACAACAAUGCAGCUGGUAUCCCGGCCUCAGCAGUUUGAUGUCAUGGUGAUGCCUAAUCUCUAUGGUAACAUUGUCAACAACGUCUGUGCAGGGCUAGUUGGAGGCCCAGGCCUUGUGGCUGGGGCCAACUAUGGCCAUGUGUAUGCAGUAUUCGAGACAGCUACAAGGAACACAGGCAAAAGUAUUGCCAAUAAGAACAUUGCUAACCCUACUGCCACAUUGCUAGCAAGUUGCAUGAUGCUAGACCACCUCAAGCUCCAUUCCUAUGCCACCUCCAUCCGAAAAGCUGUCUUAGCAUCCAUGGACAAUGAAAAUAUGCAUACCCCAGACAUUGGAGGCCAGGGCACCACAUCCCAAGCCAUCCAGGACAUCAUUCGUCACAUCCGCAUCAUUAAUGGACGGGCUGUGGAGGCCUAGCUAUCCCUGCAGUUUGCUCAGUUUGUCUGUAGGACUCCCUUCUCAUUUUAGCACUCCAGCUAGCUUUGGGGACAGGCUCCAGAAUAAAGCCACUUGUGUUCCAGAA
Rattus rattus (black rat) is the source of this 1769-nucleotide messenger RNA. RefSeq names its product isocitrate dehydrogenase (NAD(+)) 3 non-catalytic subunit gamma (gene Idh3g). Gene Ontology annotation, molecular function: oxidoreductase activity, acting on the CH-OH group of donors, NAD or NADP as acceptor; magnesium ion binding; NAD binding. Bases 476 to 1663 code for a protein of 395 amino acids. The record is from RefSeq and is a predicted model, not a curated record. NCBI's taxonomy places the organism in Eukaryota, Metazoa, Chordata, Mammalia, Rodentia, Muridae. The transcript is spliced from 11 exons. Gene Ontology annotation, cellular component: mitochondrion. Gene Ontology annotation, biological process: tricarboxylic acid cycle; isocitrate metabolic process.